This is a messenger RNA of Chinchilla lanigera (long-tailed chinchilla), 1570 nucleotides long. RefSeq names its product angiopoietin-4. Bases 1 to 1344 code for a protein of 447 amino acids. The record is from RefSeq and is a predicted model, not a curated record. The transcript is spliced from 9 exons. Lineage: Eukaryota; Metazoa; Chordata; Mammalia; Rodentia; Chinchillidae.
AUGACUACAGCCCAAAAGAAGGGACAGCAGGCACUCAAGGGUAAGGUGCAGUAUCAAUUCAAGAAUGGCCAGUGCAGCUACACCUUCUGGGUGCCCGAGCUUCAGCCCUGCAGCCCAGAAUCCCCCACCUUGGGGCCUUCCUACAGCACCCAGAAAAACCAGUCCCUCACCAUACAGAUGAGGCUGUUGUUCACCCAUCAGAUGGAAAAGCUGGAGAACGCACUGAGGAACAGCACACAGAGGCUGGAGAAGCUGGAGGAGAAUAUCCAGACCAUCUUGAGGACGGAACUGCAGCAGGCCCAGCAAAACAUAGUCCAGAAGCACACAGGCUUCAUACUGGAGCUGGGCACCAGCCUCCUGGCCCAGACCACAGCCCAGACCCUCAAGCUGACCAACAUGGAGGCCCAGGUCCUGAACCAGACGUUGAACAUGGAAAAACAGAUGCUGGAGAUGAUGCAGACUACUGAGAAGCUGGGAAAGCAGAUGCAGGAGCAGAAUCACACACUGCACCAUCUGCACGGCCACAACAGACCACCACCCCUUCUCCUGCUUGGGGCCCAGCCCAUGAUCACCUCCUCUAGCAGACCUACUCCAGCCUGGCUCAUCUUCUCAUCCCUGCACCUCCUCACUCGGGACCCGCACACAGGAGAACAGGAGGCAGGGAGCCCACCCUGUCGUGCAGAUGAGCACGUGUUCCAGGACUGUGAAGACAUCUGCAGGUCUGGAGUCAAUCAGGAUGGCGUCUACACCAUCCGCAUACCCAACCUGAACAAGACCAAGAGGGUGUUCUGUGUGAUGGACACCGAUGGAGGAGCCUGGACUGUUAUCCAGCGCCGUGAGAAUGGCACAGUGAAUUUCCAGCGGAACUGGCAGGACUACAAGCAGGGCUUCGGCCACCCGGCUGGGGAGCACUGGCUGGGCAACGAGGCGGUGCACCAGCUCACCAGCAGCGCAAAGUACUCUCUGCGCUUGGAGAUGGAAGACUGGGACGGCAACACGAGCCAAGCCAACUUCAAGCAUUUCCAGCUGGGCAGCAAGGAGGAGUUUUACAAGAUUUUUGUGAAUGGGUACAGUGGUGAAAUGCCACAGCUGGGUAACGUGAUCCUGUGGAACAACACCUUUAGCACCCAUGAUGCAGACCAUGACAACUGCGGCUGCAAUUGUGCACAGAUUAUGUCUGGAGGGUGGUGGUUUGAUUCCUGUGGUGGCUCCAACCUCAAUGGCAUCUACUACCCAGCUGGCCAGCACUUGCACAAGAUCAACGGCAUCCGCUGGAACUUCUUCCGCGGCACCACGUACUCGCUUCGCGCCACCCGCAUGAUGAUGCGGCCCCUGCACAGCUAGCCAGUGCUGCGCAGAAGCUGGGCUGUGCAGGAGCUGGACUUUGACAUCCCAGCAUCCCAGAUUCAGCACAGAACACAGUGCCUGAGGCUCAUCCUGACACCCUGGGACAUCUGAGCCAGCCUUCCCUGCCCCAAGUCUAGAAGAGUCACCUGCCUCCCUGCUCCCCUGGACAUGUGAUAUCAUGGGGAUGGUGUCCCUUUCUCCAUACUACAUACCCCUCAUUCUU